ACUCAUUCUCCGGUUGAAGUGUUCAGGAUUGUAUUCACGUAAAAUGUUGUUUAUCUAGUUGUAGUUUUUAAUAUAAAUUGAUUAAAGUUAUAGAAUGUUGUUUAUUAAAGUAAAUCCACGUUUAUGUGGAAAAUAUUUGUCAGUGACAAAAUAUUACUGUCGUUUUGAAAGUAUUGCUGCAACAACUACGAAUGAAGUAGCUCAAAUCCCGGCAUAUCCUCCUAUCGAAGAUGUUACAUUUGCGGCAAAAUGGCAAAGAAAUAUAGCAAAAUACCAUGAAGCGGUAAAAAAUAUUAAAACUAUAGAAGAAAAAACGAUUAAAAUAAACAUGCCUCGUUACUGGGGAUUUAAAUGUAUGAUGAUCCAUGAGGACAAAGUUGUUUACAAUAACUUACCUAUGAUACAAUAUAUUACUCGAACACAUGUCUCUGAAGAAUUAAAGCUACCGUCUUAUUAUGACACUUUACUUUCUGAAGAAACAUUAAAUAGCUUAGUACAAGAAAUAAAACCAUCAUUUGAAGAUGCAGUGGCAUUCGAAAUGUCAAGUCGCAUGCGUCAUCAAGAGUAUUCGCAAAAUCAUUUAGAAACCAAUGGUGUUUUGGAUGAUUUAAUUGGUGAUGCAGUAUCGAAACAAGUUAACAGAAUCAUGCUAAAUUAUUUAGGCUUACAAUAUCCACAUUUAUUAAGUGCACAAAUCGAUUAUGACCCUAGAAUAGAAGCUUCUUGGUUUGCAGGAGGAAUUGACAAAUCGCACCAUACAAUAAGAGCACUUAAACGUUUUAAGGAUCCUCAAAUACUUGAAUUACCAAUCGAUAGAAUUUUUGCGUACAUAGGAAAUCCAACGUUACAGUUGCGACAUGAAUUGCCAUUAAAAGAAAUUUUGCCUGUAACAGAUUGUGAAAAUCCAAGUCUCGAAGUUCCGGUAUGUAAAAUUGAUCCGAGAAAUUAUGGUCACUAUUUUGACCGCCGGCAUCUAACAGCGAUCCCAGGAUUUUGGCCUGGAGAUCGAGCUGAAUUUGGUUUGAUGUCUUAUCACAAAUGUGGAUACAUGCAUAGAAGAUUCCAAUGUGGUGAUUUAACGCGAGAUGAUCAGAUAGACCUACUCAAAACUCAAGCAGUAAAAAGUAGUUGGAGCUGGCUCACAUCUCAAGCUUUCAAUAAUGGAUUUACUACCUUCAAUGAAAUCACUUACCCACUAGUCAACCAACAAAUCAUCACCAAUGGGCAAAUGUGGUCCUUUGCUGUUUAUCAAUUGAAUACAAACAAAGUAUGGGGACGCAAUUGCGACGACAAUCCUAAGAGAAAUAUUUGUUGGAUUACUGAGCCUAUUCAGUUGUUUGAAAAAAUAGAAAACAAUAAACUGGUUGGAGUGAAUGACGACGUUCUCAAGCAUUUAAUUAAAUUUUACGUUAAUGUUCCUGAAGAAAGAGUUGGUGUAAAUUUAAAACCUUAUGUAGGUGAAACAGAACAGCGGAUAGCUCAUAUUCAAGAAGAUGAGAGAAGAGUUUGGCUUGAAGAUACUUAUAAACGAUUAGUGUCUCAUAGACCUCGUCACAAAUUAAUGCCAGAAAUGUAUCACUGGGAAUGGAUUUAUAAAUUCAUGUUCAAAACAAGACCUUUGGAUAAAAAACGUACUCAUUGGGAUUAUGGUUUAAAUCCAUUUAGAAGAAAGUUGAAUGAACAUUUACCUCGUUAUAUACCAAAAGCUCUUCGACCAGGUAAAGUUAUAAGAUCGCAAAGGGACAAGUACGCGAAGACUUAUUAUCCAGAAUAAAAUUUAAUGCAUUAAUAAUGUGUUAAUGUUUAAUA
This is a messenger RNA of Chelonus insularis, 1809 nucleotides long. It is a transcript of the gene mRpS30, whose product is annotated as mitochondrial ribosomal protein S30. Gene Ontology annotation, biological process: translation. Gene Ontology annotation, cellular component: mitochondrion; ribosome; mitochondrial large ribosomal subunit. NCBI's taxonomy places the organism in Eukaryota, Metazoa, Arthropoda, Insecta, Hymenoptera, Braconidae. The record is from RefSeq and is a predicted model, not a curated record. Bases 95 to 1774 code for a protein of 559 amino acids. The transcript has 4 exons. Gene Ontology annotation, molecular function: structural constituent of ribosome.